CGCUGCCCUGUGUGCAGGGGGAGUAAUCCAAUAAAGAGGAGAGACAGAAAUGCCCCUCUGUCUCUUCCUCAGCUACUAAAGGCAAAGCAACAGAGGAAGUGAGCACAACUCAGCACGGCAUCAAACACAGCUGGACCCAAAAUGGCAGAACGUUACGAUUGUCACUACUGCAAGGAGUCCCUGUUUGGGAAGAAGUAUGUUCUGCAAGAAGAGAACCCAUACUGUGUGAAGUGUUACAACAGCCUUUACUCCAGCACCUGCGAGGAGUGUAAGAAACCCAUUGGCUGUGACAGCAGGGAUCUUUCCUACAAGGACCGCCACUGGCACAGUGACUGCUUCCAAUGCUUCAAGUGUAAACGCUCCAUAGCGGACAAACCCUUCUCCACCAAGGAUGAGCAGCUGCUCUGCACCGAAUGCUACUCCAACGAAUAUUCGUCUAAGUGCCAUGAGUGCAAGAAAACCAUAAUGCCUGGUACAAGGAAAAUGGAGCACAAGGGCAACAGCUGGCAUGAGACAUGCUUCACCUGUCAGCGUUGCCAGCAGCCUAUUGGCAGCAAGAGCUUCAUCCCAAAAGACGACAAGAACUACUGUGUGCCCUGUUACGAGAAGCAGUUUGCCCUUCAGUGUGUGCAGUGCAAGAAGCCAAUCACCACUGGAGGUGUGACCUACCACGAGCAGCCAUGGCAUAAAGAUUGCUUCCUGUGCACGGGCUGCAAGGAACAGUUGGCUGGCCAGCGCUUUACUUCUCGUGAUGACUUCCCUUACUGCCUCAGCUGUUUCUGCAACCUUUAUGCUAAGAAGUGUGCCUCCUGUACCAGCCCUAUCAGUGGUAUGGGCGGCAGCAAGUAUAUCUCCUUCGAGGAGCGUCAGUGGCACCAUGACUGCUUUAACUGCACAAAGUGCGCUGUGUCCUUGGUGGGUCGUGGCUUUCUGACUGAGAGAGACAACAUCCUGUGUCCUGACUGUGGCAAAGACAUCUGAGCACAGACCAUCUGAGCACAGACCAUCUGAGCAGCUGACCCCAUGAGAUAAUAGGUAGCUGAUGUCAUAACUAUUUUCAUCUAACCAGGCUAACGUUUUGUCAAACUUUUCACUGAUAUGUUUAAUCUGUUUGAAUGAUUCAUAUGUAUAUUAUUUUAAACUAGAUAACUGAUAAUGUCAAUAUGACAAUAUACAGUUAUGGCUGGUUAGCCAUACCAGAGUAGUAUUUGCUUUGUGAAAGGCUUGAUUUGAACUCUAAAGACUCUAAACUCUAAAGACUAUUUUAGAGAGAAAAGAGAUUUCAGAUUUCUAUACACUGAAAUAUAGCAUGAUUCUAUCACUGUUUCUCUACAAACCUAAGCAGCAUUUAUAUGUCAUGGCUGUAAAUAAAAUAGUCUAACAAUGCAAUGAAGUGGUUUUUUUUUGUUUGUUUGUUUUAAGUGUGAAAAAGAUUUUUGUGAUGAAUACUGGUCUUAUAAUGGGUCAUACAGCUUCAAAACAUGUUUCGAGAAGCUAUGGCACUUUCGGUGAAGCUCUGUUAUGUUUUCAUUGAUAAUAAUUUGAGGGUUUAUUUAUUAAAUAUUAUCCAGCUGUAGACCAAACACACAACUUACUUACAAGUAAGUUAUAAGCUCAGACCCAGGAUGUCUCGGGGGGAAAAACACUUCAAUGUAUUCUCUACUGUAAGGCCACUGUACAAAGCAAUUGAUCAUGUUUUCAAUCAAAAGUAAUGAAACUGACCACAUUAAAAUGUACAUUAAACAAACAAUCAAACAUCAACUUAUACAUUAUAAUCAUGUGCUUUAAUAUAAUUAUUCAAAUGAAUGUCUAGGCUUCAAUAAAAUACUAAAUUAUCCUUU
Hemibagrus wyckioides is the source of this 1841-nucleotide messenger RNA. RefSeq names its product four and a half LIM domains 2b (gene fhl2b). Gene Ontology annotation, molecular function: transcription coregulator activity. The record is from RefSeq and is a predicted model, not a curated record. Gene Ontology annotation, cellular component: Z disc; nucleus. The transcript has 6 exons. NCBI's taxonomy places the organism in Eukaryota, Metazoa, Chordata, Actinopteri, Siluriformes, Bagridae. Bases 142 to 981 code for a protein of 279 amino acids.